AUGCUUCAACGAUUGUUCGAUGGCGUUCGCGUUAUCGGCUCGAGCGCUGCGCUCGUCCAGGAGGGUCUCGUUGACAGUCUGCUGGCGAGCGGAUGUGGUGUUUCUGGAAAUUCGCUGAACACAGCCUGCACGUCUGUUCUGUAUUUUCAGCGAGCGCGACGCCUCGCACCUUCACCUCUGUUGAGGUCUUGUUUGCCAUGUCCGCACGAAACCGCGCAUCGAGAUCCUGCUGUUGCAAGAAUCAGCAAGAAGAUGAGCUUGUACCAGUGGACUUUGCACAGCGACUCAGCUCUGGCUGGGAUCCAUCACGACGUGCUCACUGCGUACAUUCUGCACAACCCGACCCAGAUCGCUGUGCAGGACACCAGUCUCAAGGCUGCCAUGGACGGGUACCAUGCGCGUAGUCGAGAGCAUGCCUCCAUCUAUGUACGCCACCUGGCUGUGGGGCCAGACUCCGACAACCUCUCUGUCGACCAGGCGUGGAAUAUGGCUGUGGGCGCGAGGCAGUACGCGAACAGAGAGCCUGACAAGUGGCAAGAAGCGUCGAGAGUUGACAAGUCUCUGUACGGCGACGCCUGGCGAUCGGCGCACAGCAAGCAAGGCUACCGCGCACUCAUCACCAACAGCGACAAUAAAGUUUCCUCUUUGAAGCACCCCGUCAUGGUGACGUUUGCGGACGCUCUUGAGAAGAUUAUCAAGCAAGCCAGAGACGCCGGUCAGCCUCGCACUCGCUCACUGUACUACGUUAGGUACGCACUGGACGCGCACAGCCGCGAGAAGUAG
This is a messenger RNA of Ascochyta rabiei, 783 nucleotides long. RefSeq lists its product as uncharacterized. Bases 1 to 783 code for a protein of 260 amino acids. The transcript has a single exon. Lineage: Eukaryota; Fungi; Ascomycota; Dothideomycetes; Pleosporales; Didymellaceae. The record is from RefSeq and is a predicted model, not a curated record.